Molecule: messenger RNA, 2465 nt
Organism: Thalassophryne amazonica
Lineage: Eukaryota; Metazoa; Chordata; Actinopteri; Batrachoidiformes; Batrachoididae
Product: transmembrane protein 205
Exons: 4
Coding region: 260-826 (188 amino acids)
Source: RefSeq, a predicted model, not a curated record
UUGUUCGAUCAGUUUUUCCAGGAGCACACACACACACACACACACAUAUAUAUAUAUAUACUGUAUAUAUAUGUACUCACACAGACCUGGUAAUGCACUUUCACCUUAACGUGUCUUGAAUACAGAGGCUCUGCAGUGGAGCACCAAGUGCCCCCCAGAGAAGGAGACGAGAGGCCACACGGGAUUACAGGCCUUUCAGAACAGUGCUGUUUUUUUGACUACAGCAGAACUGGAGCUGAGUGAAGCCCGAGGAGGAAACAUGUCUGCUGACCAGGAGCCCACGUUCACAGUCAAGAUGCUGCAGCUGCUGCUGCUCUCCACCUACUGGGGGAUGCAAAUCUGGGUCACAUUCAUUUCAAGCUUUGUGAUGGACAGCCACCUCACCAGACACACAUACGGUUUCAUUCAGAGUCGGCUGGUGCCCUUCUAUCUCCACUUGGGUGCAGCUUGUGCCUUCUUUAACCUCACCAUCUACGCCAUCUAUCAUCCCAGCGACUUGCUAGAUGAGCGAGAAGCCUUUCAGAUCUUCAUCUUCUUUGUGUCUGUGACGGUGGCGGCCAUUAACGCUCAGUGGUUUGGUCAAAUGGCGUCAGAGAUGAUGGCUGACAUGCACCUUAUGGAGCAGGCGUGCGGCCUGGGCCAGGACAUAGGCCUGUCAUCCAACCGCAAAGCUUAUGCAAAACUGUGCGAGACGGACGUGAAAUACCGCCACCUGAGCAGCCGCCUGUGGCUGUACAGACUGCUGUCAUCCCUCUGUAACCUCUGCUGCAUCUGCUGCAACUUCUACAGCCUUUGCAAUAUGGCUGAAAACCUCGUGGCACUCUAAGAGACUGUGCUGCAGAAGCUCUGAGGUUUUUGUACUAAAGCACUCAGUCAUAUAUAACACAGUGUCACAUUUCCCUCUGUCAUGUGACGAGAAGCGUCAGAUGACGCGUGCUGAGUUUUCUCUCCCCAUCACUUUCGUUUGUUCUCACUAAAGCCAGAGAAAUGGUGUGUGUUUUUCUUUUUUUUUUUUGAAUAUAGAGAAUAACAGUUUGACAAUACAAUGUGGAAAAAAAAAUUCUACAUUUUAAGUAUAUAAAGGAAACACCUAUAUGGUGGUAGAGUGGCCGAAAAAGAUAGAAAACAAAUAAUGUGCAAAAUCAGCCACCAUAAAUUCCUAAACAGUAGUUUAAAUAAAAACUGAACCAAAUAAAAAAAAAAUCACACACGGAACGAAGUCAACCCACCCCCCGCUCAGUCAGAGCAGCCACAUGAUUCCGUAAAAAAGUGGCAGAUGAAACUUAAUCAGGCAACACCUGUAGUUCCAUAAAAUAAAAUAUAAAAGGUGGCCAUUUAUGAAAAAACUUCCCAGUGGAUCUUCAUUGUAUAUUUAAUUUUCUCCCAUUUAAUAAAAAAAAAAAUUAUUUUAACCACUCAGAGAUAGAGAGACAAGUCGCUAAUUUCCAAUGUAACAAGAUGGUCCAUCUCGCUAUCAAUGAUGCAAAUUCUACAAUAUCACUUUGUAUGGAGGUUAAUGGAACUAUCGUUGAAUGGAACUAUCAGGGAUCCUGAAUAUAGUUACCAAUAGGCAUGUCUACAGAGUGAUUCCAAGAACCUUUGACAUAAUGCCAAAAACUAUGUAGGUUUGGACAAAGAAAGAACAUGACUUAAAUGGCAAUGGUUUGUGUUUUUAAUAUCAUGGACACUGUAGCUGCACUUGUUGAGGCAAACAAAAGAAAGUGAAUUGCUGAUGCGCUGCUUGGUUCCUGCUUUUCCUGUUUACAGGUUACUGAGUUCCAAUAGCCAUCACACCUCGAUCCCGUGCCACUGGUUUGCCUGGCUUAGAUUGUGUUUGCUUUAGAGUACUUGUGGACCUGUACUUCAGGUUUUGAAGUAUAUGUGUCAGUUAUGUCUUCACGGUUACUGACGUGGGGGAAAAAACUUAAAAUGUUAAUGCUGUUGUGUACAAAAAAAAAAAAAAAAAUCUUGCUUUCAGUUCAAACAAGGUGUGUCUUGACUAAGGAUAUGGCAUACCAGUGAGCUUAACAGUUGCUGUUUAACACUUAUAACCAGCAUAACAUACAGAUUAUGCUGGAGAUAUUAAUACAGAUCCAGACGGUGCUCUUCUUUACAGCUUCCACUUUAAUGAGGAACUCGGAUUUUUCAGCCCAGGCUCUAUUUUUAGAUAUUACUGGGUUCAGCUUGUCACUUGGGACAAAAACAGCCGUAGUCUUGUAUUGAAUUAGAAUGCCAACACUAUCACAGGCUAAACAGCUGUACGUUGUAAGCCUAUGGGUUAAAGCUAAAAACCUCACAGUAAACCAAUUUUUGUCACCAUUGAACAGGCGAAAAUGUCAUUAGAAGGAUCUGGUAGCAUGGAGAAGGAUCCCUGCUGAGGUAACAUGCACAUGUAAAAAGCUUUUUAGUACAACUGAUUAUCUAGGCAGUGACUUACGUUAUGGGGCUAUUCCACCGAGCUAUGU